This is a messenger RNA of Moneuplotes crassus, 1152 nucleotides long. The record is from the annotation of a GenBank genome assembly. NCBI's taxonomy places the organism in Eukaryota, Ciliophora, Spirotrichea, Euplotida, Euplotidae.
AUGGAGUUCAAUUACAAUAAAGAGAAGUACGGCAAGAAUAUUGACGAUACUCUUGGCAGGCCAAAUGAACAAGAAAUGGGGCAGGUGCAGAAAGAGGAUAGCUUAGAUAUCUUUGCUGAUAGCCCAAGUAAAUCAAGUGAAAAUAAGAAUCCUUUGUUGGCUGGAGCUAAUAAUGAGGAAGAUAAUGAUAUUAAGGUAUCUUCUGAAGACCUUAUUAAUGAGUCAAAUUUCGAAGAGCAGGAGCAAAUCAAGAAGGAUUCUAAUGCUACAAAAAAUUCUUCUUCUAAAAAUUUGAUUGAUAGAAAUGUUCCAGCUCGAAAUCCUGGACAAAUGCAGAUACAAGAAAACUAUCCAGCAACGGGUCUGGUAAUUGAUGAAGAAGAUCUUUCUAAUAAAAUCAAGUACUGUAAAAGAGGAAUAUCUAUUGUAUCUUACACCCAAAUCGUCCUUGGAGGUCUCAAUAUUUCUCUUCACCUUCUGAUACUAUUUAUAGAAAUGAUCGACGAUCCAUAUUUAGGUUCUGAUACUCCUUUGGGGAAUGAUAGUAGAAACAUCAGAAUCGGUUUUCACUGGAGAACUACAGCGAGAUUCUUUUUGAUCAUCGCAAGUAGCAUCUUUGUAAUUUCAGGAGGUUUCCUCCUAAAGAAGUCAAAGGACAUACUAAGCUUUACUGAUAAGUACCAGCUGUGCCUUAUUGGGAUGUAUGUUGUAAUUGAAAUUCUGGACCUAAUUGCAACCAUUUACUUCGUGAUAGGAGGGCAGCUAGCAGUCUCUGCUUAUGUCGAGUACUGUCUUAAUUUGCAUAGAGGAGUGUUGAAAUCAUACGAAAGAGAUAGGCAUGAAUGCAAGCCGUAUUUUAUCAAUAAAAAUUAUAAAUACACAUCUGAAGGAGAGAGGAUCCCAGAAACAGAGGCUUGGACUUUGGAGAUAAUUCAUGAAUAUUAUACUUCAUUCAUCUAUAGCCUCAUUAUAACUUCUAUCUUAUGUGGAGUAGCCAUUUAUUGUGUAAGAACUCUUCGUAAAGCAACAAAGAUACACAAUGAGAGAAACCAAGACUUGGAAGAAGGUAAUAUCAAUGAAAGAGUAAGAUAGUCUAUGUCAAAAUCAUGAAGAGUUGAAUGGUAGUUUUCAAAGUAAAAUUUCUAAGCUUCA